UAAUAAGGUACCUAUGUAGGUAUAUGUAAUUGAGUACUUAUUAUAAUAAAUGUAUGAAUAAUUGCAUAUGUAUAUAGGUAUGUUACGACCAAAACAAAACACAUUGUUUAACCAAUAGUUUCCUUAGCAACGGAGCUUUUGAAAAUAAAAAUGCAGGGCACAAAUUGAAUUGAUUAAAAUAAAAACACAGGAAUUUUGAAUUUUUCGGCAGAUUAUUUGUAGAGGUAUUUGCUUAGUGAAGAAACAUAACAAGUAAAAUUUUAUUCUUUUGACUUAAUUGACUUUGACAUGCACAUAAAAUGACAUUAAAAGACGUAGUACUUGUAGGUUAUGUUAUCUUUGAAAAAGAUUAAAAUGUAAUUAUUAACAUAAGUUAAAGAUUUCCGUGUUGAAUUUUCAACCAUGACAACGUCGCCAACUAAGUCCAAGCAAAAGUUAUCACUUCGAAAACGCCUCUUCGUAAAGAAGUCUCCUAAAGUUGGUUGCUAUGUUGAUACGGACUUAAAUGAUGAAUGUAGUCCAGGAAUAUCUCGUCCUAUCUCACCAGCGGAUCCUUUCUUAGCACAGAGCGCUCACAAUGCUGAUACACAAUCUGACCCAGCGCGGAGCCAACAGAAUUCCCUUACUGAGUUAGCUCACGGUACUAACUCUAGCCACAAGUCGGACCACUCUCACAACGACAGUGAUAGCAACCAAAAAUGUUGUCGUACAUUUUUUAGACGGUCCCGUCCUAGAAGCCUUGUCGAAGGUCAACCUUCCAGAGAGGAAUCACAAUCUAAACCAUGUAGUCCAGUAAACAAUUCAAAUAAUAGUUUAAGUGAGUCAAAAAGUGAAGAAAUUCCUAAGGCAACUAUUAAGUUUCCUAAAAAUGAUGAUAAUAAAAAGUUUUUUGAGCAUUCUGGUUCCUUUGAAGGUAUUAAGACAAAAAACAAGUUAUUUGUUAAAAGACUCUCAGCUGACCAUUUAAUUUCUAAUGAUUCCAAGCCACUCUGUCGUUCAUCAUCUCCUGAAAGUGAUAGAAGUAGUUCCUUAGACAGGAAAAGAAGGAGCAAGUCAACAAUCACAAGGUCGACGUCUCGCGCCGGCAGCACUGACAGCCUGGCCAGAAACUCUCUACUUGCCGCUCAGGUGCUACGUCUCAUACCCACACAGGAAGCUAGACAAAGGAAUUACUUAUAUGGCAGACUGGCGUCCCACUCUUUACUUGGGGCUGCUGAGUUGGAGCAUGUCUUUCCAGAUAGGGAAGUCAAAAUAUUUGUGGGCACAUGGAAUAUGAAUGGACAAGCCCCACCUAGGGAGCUGGCUGACUUCAUAUUUCCCAAUCAAGUGAAACACGUUCCCGACAUAUUUGCAAUUGGAACCCAAGAGUCUUACUCUGAGAGAACGGAAUGGGAAGUUACCAUCCAAGAAGUCUUGGGACCAUCUCAUAUUUUAUUGCAUUCACAUUAUUUAGGAACACUCCACUUGACAGUGUUCGUACGUCGAGACCUAAUAUGGUACUGUUCCCUUCCUGAAGAUGCCAACCUCUCAGUGCGUCCUGGAACAGCUUUCAGAACGAAAGGAGCUGUUGCCAUCUCUUUCGCUCUCUUCGGAUCUACCUUCCUGUUCGUCACCGCGCACUUGACGGCUCACCAGGAAAAGGUUAAGGAAAGAGUCUCCGAUAUCAAGAGGAUCAUUAGGUCUAUUGAUUUGCCAAAGAAUUUGCCCUGUCGACAUAGGAGUAAAGACGUUACGAGUAACUUCGACUACGUGUUCUGGUUCGGCGACCUGAACUUCCGCCUCGGGGAGCCUCGGGCCGCUGUCUUGCGCUGGAUAGAACAGACGCAGUUUCCGCUUCCGCCGUACCUCCCCCACGGCCUGCUGCACGCGGACCAGUUGACGGCGGUGUUAGAAGACGGCGCCGCUUUCAGAGACUUCAGAGAAGCCCCAAUCACGUUUCCUCCUACUUACAAGUACGACCCCGGCAGCCAGCAGUUCGACACGUCCAGCAAGCAGCGCGCGCCGGCCUACACCGACAGGAUACUGUUCAAGUCCAGGUGCACGCCCAAUAGCGCGUCCGCAUUCUCAGGGCUGCGGCGGGCCAGCAGCGCGCCGGCGUCGGGGCUGCAGUGCGUGGCGUACAACUCCGUGCAGUCGCUCAGCUGCAGCGACCACAAGCCCGUGUGGGGGCUGUUCUGUGCCGCGCUCCGCCCCGGCACUGACGUUGUCCCUCUAGCGGCCGGCCUGUUCAACCGCGAGGUGUACCUGGAAGGGAUCAAGCGGCGCCGAGCGCUGCUCGACCACGCGCCCGGCACGUCCGCGGUGUGUACACUGCAAUAACAUCUGGUACAACAGAUCCUAGCGGCAAGCCCGGCUGGAGACUGAAGUUUCGCGUAAUAGUGAAAAUACACAUGCAAGUAAAGUCCAAUCUAGUGCGCUGUACCUGUAUCUCCGCCAUAUAAUGUCGGAGCAUCCAGUCCGCUAAAGUUAAAACCUUGUUUACACUAGCUCAACUGUGAGACUAUACCUCACCCCGCGGAAUACAGGAGCGCGAAGGCAGACCAAAAGGCUAUACAUAAAAAGCACUAUGCACCUUCCAUUAAAAAGAUUUUAAGAGUGCUGGUUACAUUAUUAUCUAUAGUUCUAUAGCUUCAUAUAUCGAUAUGGGAUAUGGUCGAAAUCUCGAGUUCAUUUGUCCCCAUUCCCCCGCACCCCUGUACCUCGUGGUCGAUAACUCAAUCAGGCUGUCUAAAUAUUAACGCACAAUUAUCAAGAUGUCUCAGUCAAUUUCAUGGACGUAGUGAAAUAGUACAUCGUGUUUCUCAUGUAAAUUGUACUGAGCAAUAAAAGCAAUCAAUAUUCCUUAGUGUAAACAAAGCUUAACAAUCGGGUGCGUGAAUAAUAACAAGAAAUGAUAAUAGAAAAUAUACAAAAAUAGAUUUAUCAACGUUUGAUAUAUUUUAUGACUAAUACGACAAAUCUUUGGUUUUCUCUAGUAGUUUGACGAUUUACAAGUUCGACCCAUAAACCCACUAACACAUGCUUCGCACGUGUUCACCUGUAUGUGAUAUGCCAGUGUGCAUAAUAAAACGUUUUUACAUACAUUUUGUCAAUAGUGUCCGACUUGUGCCGUUAUACUAUAUCAUUGAUAAUAAUAAUGCAUGUUUAUUUAUUCGUUAUAUUGGUAACAGGACGGCAGUGGGACACCUGAUAGCUCUAAAUAAAUAAUAAUGUUAUAUUACGGGCAGAAGUCAGGACUCGUUAAAACUAAAUAUUCUUGGAGGAAACCAAAGAGUACGUGAAACAUUUGAUCACUAUAUUGAUCGUUACUCUGUUUCUAUCUACUGGAUUUUACAUGUGUUAUCUGCACAUGUAAAAUCCAGCCUACAGUUGUAUGAUUUGCAUGUGUUGUCUGCAUUAUAAAAGUUAAAUCUAAAUUUUUUAAAAUUUUGUCGUUGCAUUCAUAAUAAAGAGUUUCGAGGCUGCAGUUCGUGUUUGUAAUUCGAUAUCUAGGUACUGCCGAAACUUUUCGCAGUAAGACGCAGCUAACCAAUCACAGUAUGGCCACAGUUUAAUGAGAUUCAUAUAGUUUUUUGACGGCCUUGCUAAGCGUUGAACAUGCAGUCAGGGUUGUUACAAAGUAUGAAAGCAAGUGAUACUAUAUCUGUAUUUAUUUUUCCAAAACAGCUCUUUAUUAAGCUGCGAGGAGCAGUCCUCCCUCCCCGCACCUCAGCACCCACGAUUGCCUGCGUUCGAAAUUCGACUAUGAUUUUUAUUGCAACAGUCGAUAUCGAUUUGCAAACUCCUAACUACGGCCUUCAAUUGAUUGAAUUAUUAUAAAUUUCAGCUAAAUGUCCUAUUUACUAUUUAUUUAAUAUGUUGGAUGUGAUUGGAUGUCGUAAGCACAAUUGUUAAAUUAUUUGUUUUAUUUUUUAAAAGCCAAUUAAGACCAUAUUUACAAAAAUACCUAGUCAAAGACACAUGUUGUUGUAACUAAAUAGGUAUAUUUUUAAAUUUCAUAUUCGAGAUCAUUUGAAUGUAUUUCCUUCGAUAAUGUCUAUAUGCUAUUAGGGACAGGACGAGUUACAACUAAAUUUUACAAUUUACACAUUCUAGAAGUACAAAAAUAACUUAUUAUUAUUUAAUUUAACGCACACCAAAGCUGAGCAGUAUUUGAUGAUAUUUUAUUAGUUAAUUUUAUAUUUAAGUACCUAUUUAUUUUAUUAUUUAUUUUUAUUCAGGUCCUAAGUUAGUAUAAGUUUUAAAAAGUGCAAUGAAAUUGAAAAGACAUAGUAUUAUUUUGCUGCUAAUUUACAUUUACAGUACAAAGUGCUCAUUUUAUUUACCAAAAAAGACAAAUCUAGUCAGUACGGAUGGUACGAGUCAGACAACUUAUAUUAUAUUAUUCUUGUGGAUUAUCUUAAAAAAUAUAUCUCGAAUAUACUUUAAGUAGCUAUUUCGUACAACUAUAUAGCUAAUUAUACUACGUUAAAUACGCUUUUGUUGUGACGCUUAUAUAUGCAACUGUCCGCUUCUUAUUCCGUCGCUUCGUAUGUUCCUUUGGAAUAAAAAAUAGAGCUAUAUAUGUAUUGAUAAUAUGGUAAAAUUUCACUGUUCGAAAAUUGUUUGUAGUAUCGUCUAUAAGGAGUAGAAAAUAAAUGGGAGCGCUGUGUCCUCUUGGCUGGCAACACCGGGUGUUUUUCAUCCAAUCUUGAUCAUUCUACGGUUAUACCAAAUGGUAUAACCGUAGCAAAAAUGUAGUUCAUUAAAAAUUUCUACUCGUUAUAGACUGGCUGUAAAAGCGAGCCUUAUAUAUUAUGGAUUAGAUAUAAUAUGGAAUUUAUAUACUUGAACAUUUCAUGCCUUAUCCCUGUGUUAUAUUAUCAUCUUGAAAUGUUGUGAACAUUUCAAUAGGUGCUGUGAUUCUACACUGUUUCUAGUCUCAUAGUGCAUUCCAAAACAUAUAUGUAUGAAUCUAUAUCAAUUUAUAUUACAGUUGGAAAUCCCACGAAGUUUUUUUGAUAAGGUCACUUUGAAAACAUCAGGUUUGAUUUUCGAUAAGACAUGAGUCAAUAAUAUUUUCUUGAAGACAAUAUCAAUUUAGAGUUAUGGAAGAAUAUUAAAUUUGGCGGAAAUCCGUUUACCGCCAAAUAAACAGUAAAUUACCGUUUCCAUUACUGAAUGGAUUUCGUGAGUUAGGCCAAUUAGUGAUAUCGUGUGGUUAUGUUUACUGAAUUAAGCCUAAUUGUCAGAAAAGAAUAAUAAUGUUUAAACUUUUCAUUGGGCAUUGAAAAUGACUUGGGAAAAAUGAAAACUGAAUUGGGAUACGAUAUAGUGAUUUCUAAAAUCUAACUUAGUGCCUAUUAUUAACAGACAGUCUAAUCUUCUAUACAUUGUUGUAAACCUUGUUAUUGUUAGAAGGGGCCUUCCUUCAUAACAAAAAAGUCGGGUACAAUGUAGCAGAAAAGAGUAGAAAAAAAUGGAAAAAUUGAAUUGAUCGAAUUCGUCAUUCAUUUCAUCGCCUAUCUAAAUUAUGUCAAUUUGUUUUCUAUUCUUUUGUUUAAGAACCUUUAAUUAUAUUUUAAGGUAGUCUCACAAUUAUGAGAUACUAUUGAUUUUGUGUUAUUUAUUGUAUUUUAUAAUAAUUUAAAUUUACUAGUGUGUUUUUGUGAAGUGAAUUAGAAUAGAAUUCAACAAAUUUGUUAU
Messenger RNA from Plodia interpunctella (Indianmeal moth), 5685 nucleotides. It is a transcript of the gene INPP5E, whose product is annotated as Inositol polyphosphate 5-phosphatase E. Gene Ontology annotation, biological process: phosphatidylinositol dephosphorylation. The coding region runs from base 403 to 2319 and encodes 638 amino acids. The record is from RefSeq and is a predicted model, not a curated record. Gene Ontology annotation, molecular function: phosphatase activity. NCBI's taxonomy places the organism in Eukaryota, Metazoa, Arthropoda, Insecta, Lepidoptera, Pyralidae. The transcript is spliced from 10 exons.